Molecule: messenger RNA, 1588 nt
Organism: Canariomyces notabilis
Lineage: Eukaryota; Fungi; Ascomycota; Sordariomycetes; Sordariales; Chaetomiaceae
Product: S-adenosyl-L-methionine-dependent methyltransferase
Exons: 2
Coding region: 271-1182 (303 amino acids)
Source: RefSeq, a predicted model, not a curated record
GCCCUCUCCAAUCCACAAACAUCUACCCCUGACCAAUCCGGUAGUCGAUCACUUACACACGGGAGUUGACGGGACCGAGUCGAGCCUUGGAGCGAGUAUAUAUACUGGCAAAGCCCUGCCCCUAUCCUUCUUUCCCUUCCCCUGCCAUUUCUUCUCCGUCUUUCUCCUCCCAGCAUCUCAUCUCUUCCCAAGAUUUCCCCUUCCCCUGAGCAAGUCUCCGUGACUCCACAACUAUCCUCCUCCCAUUGUCCAAACUCUCCGACCAGGAAAAUGGCAAACUCCUCCUCACCAACACCACCACCGCCGCAGCAGCAACAGCAGCAACAACAACAAUCCCUCAUCUCCCGCAUCACCACCCCCCUCAUCUUCUUCACCUACCCCUGGCGAUUCAUGUUCCUCUCCCUCUCCUUCCUUCCCAGCACCAUCCUCUCCCUCCUCACCACCUUCAACCUCACCCCGCUCUUCUCCUGGAAUCAGUUCCAACCCCUCUGGUUCGGCCGCUUCUGGGCCCACGCAGGACCUCUCGUCCGCCAAGAAGCCGAAGAAAACGUCGUGCCCCUUUUAGCAGGGCACAUCUCACACGGCCAGCUCCUCCCCGCACCAGCCCACCCCGCCUUAUCAGGCACCGUUCUCGAGAUCGGCCCCGGAUCAGGCAUGUGGGUGUCACUCUUCUCACCUACAACCACAGCGGGCCAGGGCCAAGUGCGACGCAUCUACGGGGUCGAGCCCAACGCGGCCGUGCACGGGCUGCUGCAGAGUCAAAUCGAUGCCGCGGGCCUGCGCGACGUCUACGAGAUUGUGCCUGUGGGGAUUCAGGAUUUGGCCAGGUUCGGCCGUGUUGAAAGGGGGAGUGUUGAUUGUAUUGUGACGGUGCUUUGUCUCUGCAGUAUUCCCGAUCCAAAGGCGAAUAUUGCUGAGUUGUAUGGCUAUCUCAAGCCUGGGGGGCGAUGGUAUGUCUACGAGCACGUCAGGUGCUGGCGCUCACAAGGCUGGUGGAUGCGGUUCUAUCAAGCUUUCCUGAACUACUUUUGGCCGCUCUGCAUCGGAGGCUGUCAAAUGUGCCGCGACACGUCAACGUGGCUCAGGGAGGCCGGCCCGUGGACUGACAUCGAUCUCGCUUCGCCGCCCAAGGAGGAGUGGUACUUUACCAUGCCUCAUAUCAUUGGCGUUUUGACUAAAUAAAGUUAAUAAACCCGCUGCCAUCUCUAGAGGACCCUCAAUGGCACUCAGCUGUUCAAGUGAUCCAAUCAUAGGAUCCAUAGCUUCUGAAAAUCCCGUCUUGGGAUCAUGUCAAUUGUUGACUCUGGGUCGGUCUGGCUAUCUACACCCUAACUCUCUGCCUCUAUCCAUCCCGCCCUGUUCACAAAAGACAAAGCUUUCAGAAAUUGACAGCCCAAAGAUCAUCGACCAGGUAGAUGAUGCAUGGCUCGCCAAAGACCAAAGAUUCGCACAACUCUCCCAAAAGAUAGCCAGCCAGUGUUCCUAAGUAUCCAUCUACCAACCGCCUUCGGCGCUGUCGACCGGAGCAGGGGCCCAGUCACCAUCACCGCCAUUGGCAGUCGGCGAAGAAGCCCAGCCGCUGGUAUCG